GGCGGAGGGUCGCCUCUUAGGCCAGUCACCGCUCGGAAGCCGUGAGGGCAGCUCCUCGUCGCCCAGUCGCUCAGUGUUUACAAAACAUCGCCGACGGAGAGAUGAGCGGAAAGACGCAGGCCGCUAAGCACAACCUGCUCACAAAGAUAAAGAAAGAAGUGCCAGACUUCGAAAUCAAGGAUUAUGCUGAAAGUGCGAUGAAAGAGGUGCUGGGCUGGUACGGCUACGACAGGGGAGGAGGGUCGAGUUCUGAUACAUCUUCCGAACUCGAAGGUACUGCGCCGAGCCAACCCUCGAAGAAAAAAGCAGCACACUUGACCAACGUACCAUCUGGAUGCAUGUGCUGUGCGUGGUGCCAAAAGGUGGGAAAUGCAAAACAGUUCAACUUCAAAACACCAAGUGGGAACAAGGUGUUUUGUUCCGAACAGUGUUUUACGCAAUGCAGGAGAGCCAACUUCAAAAGGAAUAAGACAUGCGACUGGUGCAAGCACGUCCGACACACGGUCAAUUAUGUCGAUUUCCAAGAUGGAGAUCACCAGCUGCAAUUCUGCAGCGACAAAUGCUUGAAUCAAUACAAGAUGAAUAUAUUCUGCAAGGAAACACAAGCGCAUCUUGAAUUGCAUCCACAUUUGCAGGAGGCGUCAGCUCCAAGUGGGUCAGAAAAGAGUGGAACCAAUUUAAUAACACCUGAUCUUUGGUUAAGGGAUUGCAGAUCACAAUCACCCGAGACUGACAAGUCUCUGUCACCAGCUCCAAGAUUGACAUCACCCCUUAUAGAAAUCAAACUGCCACCAUCGAGUCCACAACAUGAAAAAGACAAGAGAAUCAAAGAAAUCCCAAAGAAAAGGUGCAUGAAAAGAAAAGUUCAGGAGAGAGCAAGCUCUUUAUCACCAAGGAGUAACAGUGCUUCACCGCCAAAAUUCCAUCCUCAUGUUCCGUUACAGAUGCAUCCUCCGUUCAUCCAUGACAGGCAAUAUUUCUUACCUCCUGGCUUGAUCCCUCCUCCUCAUUUCUUUCACGAUAGGUUCCCGACUCAGCCUAUCCCGAGGAAAAUGAACAACAAUAAUAUCCCACCACUUUUGCCAAUUUCAAGACCUUUACAACCACCUUUGUUCAGGCCUUCAUCUCUAGUACCUCCCCCAACUACUAUUGUACCUUAUCCGAUUUUCCUACCUAUCCCCAUACCCAUACCCAUCCCAAUCCCUAUCCCUGGGCUGAAACUGUCUGAUCUCUCCAGUCCCACGAACCCAACCUCAUCUGAAGAAUCCAACAACAAUUCAGAAGUAAACGACAAAAAAUCGGUGACUCCGCCUCGGAAGAAGAACAGGAUCACCGAAGACAACGAAACCCUCAACGAGCCAAAGACUGUUCACGCCUAACCACAUGAAAGAUGUUCAAAACAUCGAACGUGUAGAUAAAGUGUACAAAUAAAAUUAAACAGUAGUUUGUGUCUAUUGACAUUAUUGUAUAGAUAAUUGCACUUGAUCUCUUAGCUGAUAGUUAUCAGUUUUUAUUUCAAGAUUUUUACUAGCAUUCUAUUUUUUAUAUUUAGAAAUCAAGAUAAUUGUGUUUAAUCUUUGUUUUGUAAUAUUUAGAAUGGUGCUGUUUUUCGCUCUCUUUUUGUUAAUGAACUAAAAAUGCACAUUGAAAUGUUCAAGUUUCCUUAUAAUUUUUAUUAUUAAAUGUUUUUCUUAAACAAGUCUGCAUUCACUAUCAUAAAUCUGCCUAAACUUUAAUCACAAGUAACUGAACAAUGAAAACUGAUAAGUUUAAUUAAUAAAAAUAAUAAGUUGACAUGGUGAAUGUUACAUCACAUUAAAAAAUUAACAUGUAACAUGAUUUUAAAAUGGAUCAACCAUUUAAAAUAUGUAUACUAUUAAGAACCCUUCAAUAAUAUUCAUAUGACAUAGUUACAACAUUAUCAUUUCAACAAAAGUGAAUUGCCGACUAUUAUAUGACCUCUCCAUUUUCAUUAUUUUAUUGUCCUUCUUUUAAUUCUCAAGUGGGGGAGCCGGUCAAUAGGGAGGAUUUGCAUGAGUGGUAAUCUAAUCCAGGCCCACUAAUGACAACUGCCUGUGAAAACUGAUCAUCGUGAAAGGGUUGAAAUAAGAUCUGUUUUUAUAUUAAAUUGUCAAAUGAUAUGCCCUUUUGAGUUUUUGGAAUAAACUGGAAUAAAGCGGAUGCUUUUUAAUUAAUUUUGGACGAGUUUUACAAAUACUCCGAAAAUGUUGUAAAUGACUCUUUUAACUACAGUUUGGUUAUAU
Molecule: messenger RNA, 2264 nt
Organism: Cimex lectularius (bed bug)
Lineage: Eukaryota; Metazoa; Arthropoda; Insecta; Hemiptera; Cimicidae
Gene: Sobp
Product: sine oculis-binding protein homolog
Exons: 4
Coding region: 102-1379 (425 amino acids)
Biological process (GO): animal organ development
Cellular component (GO): nucleus
Source: RefSeq, a predicted model, not a curated record